GAACGCCGCUUGGACAGGAAACUUUCCGCCGAAAGGCCGGGUACUUGUGGGCAGAGCACGCAGGAACCGGAAGUCAGUGGGGGAAGAUGGAACUGUGGGACCUAGCUAAUUUGAUUUGGAGAAUGAACGUUUCUAGGGUCCUCGUGGCUGGAGGGAGGUGGAGAUUUUUCCCGGUAUCAUUAAGGUCGUCCUUGUUCCAGGCCCUACAUAAUUCCUGCCGGAAAAAAUCCACUGCACCCAAGAAAAUUAUUCCCAACAUUGCUGUGUAUGACAAAAAUACAAAGGAGUCUGGAAAUGCACUUGACAAACUCUUCUCUUCGGAACAGCAGGCUUCCAUCUUGCACGUAUUGAAUACAGCAUCUAAUAAAGAACUUGAAGCUUUCAAAUUGCUUCGUGGAAGGAAGUCCAUCAAUAUUGUAGAGCACAGAGAAAAAUAUGGGCCAUUUCAGAAUUUGGAGAGUUUAAUGAAUGUGCCCUUGUUCCAGUAUAAAACUAUUGUUCAAGUUUGUAACUCCAUCCUUUGUCCAGAGACUGGAGUGAAAAAAAGAAAGUCACAGGAAAACCGGCUACUGAAAAAGCUUAUCAAACCAGAAAUAGAAAGAGAGAGACUUAAGGCAGUAAAUAGUAUCGUAUCCAUUGUUUUUGGUACUCGAAGAAUUGCCUGGGCUCACCUUGACCAUAAAUUGGCAGUGCUAGACUGGCAGCAAAGUGAAUGCUUCCAGCUGAUGAAAGGAACAUACAUAUCAUCUGUCUAUUUAGAAGAGAUUUCUUCAGUCAUUUCAAAGAUUCCUAAAGCUGACCUCUAUGUUCUGGAAAAAACAGGACUUUCAGUUCAGAACUCAACCCUGUUUCCUGUACUGUUACAUUUGCAUAUCAUAGAAGCCAUGCUGUAUGCCUUACUGAAUACACCUUUUGCCCAGGGGGGCCAGCAUCAGGUCCUGAGCAUGAACCGCAGUGCAGUGGGGAAGCACUUUGAACUGAUGGUUGGGGACACGCGGACUAGUGGGAAAGAUCUGGUGAAGCAGCUCCUCUUGGACUCUGUACUGAAGGAGGAGCCUCGGGUAUUCUUCCCGGCAGACAAGAUAGUGCACUACCGACAGAUGUUCUCAUCCACUGAGCACUACAGAAUAGAAGAGUUGUAUGACUCAUUACUACAGGCUGUCGCCUUCUAUGAAUUAGUAGUAUUUGCCCCUGAACCUUAAAAGUCUGAUAAUUAAUAUAUAAUCUGUUCUACUGUUAUUAUUUAUUAGCUUUAAAGCUAUAAAAACCAACUGUUUUGCCAUCUGUGUU
This is a messenger RNA of Artibeus jamaicensis (Jamaican fruit-eating bat), 1290 nucleotides long. It is a transcript of the gene TEFM, whose product is annotated as transcription elongation factor, mitochondrial. The record is from RefSeq and is a predicted model, not a curated record. Gene Ontology annotation, cellular component: mitochondrial nucleoid. The transcript is spliced from 4 exons. Gene Ontology annotation, biological process: mitochondrial transcription; transcription elongation by mitochondrial RNA polymerase. Gene Ontology annotation, molecular function: DNA polymerase processivity factor activity; nucleic acid binding. Bases 87 to 1202 code for a protein of 371 amino acids. Lineage: Eukaryota; Metazoa; Chordata; Mammalia; Chiroptera; Phyllostomidae.